Molecule: messenger RNA, 1023 nt
Organism: Chaetomium globosum CBS 148.51
Lineage: Eukaryota; Fungi; Ascomycota; Sordariomycetes; Sordariales; Chaetomiaceae
Exons: 2
Coding region: 1-1023 (340 amino acids)
Molecular function (GO): monooxygenase activity; iron ion binding; heme binding
Source: RefSeq, a predicted model, not a curated record
AUGUUUCCGGCGCUGCAGAAGAUUGUCGUAUCGACGAAUGCGAGCCCCCUUGUUGGAAGGGAGCUGGCGUCCAAUUCCACUUGGAUAUGGCACGUCGAGCGGCUGCCAAUGCUGCUGGGCAUUCCCACUGUGAUUCUCAGCCUGACCCCGGCGGUCUUGCGGCUAUUGAUCAAACCGCUCCUGUUCGUCCCCAUCCGGUACUCGAGCUUUGUGCUAACGCGGCUCAUCACGCCGGUGCUCAAGGAAGACAUGUUGGAGUUCGAGUCGACCGCAGACAAGAAGUCGCCAGCGGGCCCCAAAGCAAAAGGAAAGCUGGCAUUGACGAGCUGGCUUUUGAGCCGCUACCCAGCAUCGCUGAAGGACAGAAUGUCCCAGCUCAUUCGCGACUACCUCGCCAUUACGUUCGAGUCCACCCCAUCGACGUCGGGGGUGCUUUUUUACAUCUUGAUAGAGCUGGCAGCAGCCCCGGAGCUAGCGGAAGCGGUGCGCCGGGAGCUAAGAGAGGUCGCUCCCAACGGCGAGUUGCCGUCCACCCACCUCAACGAGCUCAAGGUUAUGGAUAGCGUCAUGAGGGAGUCAGCCCGAGUCAACCCUUUCAGCCAUUUGGUCCUCUAUCGAAAGCUUCUGCGCCCCUUGAAGCUUGAAGGUUGCCCCGAGUUGCCGGCUGGUUGCUUCAUCUGCGUAGACGCCCACCACAUUGACUUCUCGCCGCAGCUUUGGGAAAACCCGGAGCGGUUCGACGGGCUUCGGCACUACCGGGCUCGCCAGAAGCCCGAAAACGGCAACCGGUUCAAGUUUGCCAACCUGGGAUCCGACGCGCCCGGCUGGGGAGACGGCCCGCAGGCCUGCCCGGGGAGGAUGUUCGCCGACAACACCAUCAAGAUCAUCCUCGCACACAUUCUGACGCACUACGACCUUGAGCUGCCCCCGGGGCAGGGGAAGCCCGAGAAGGGAUCGAUGCCCAAUGGGUCCAUGAGUCCGGAUACCAAGGCUAAGGUCUUGUUUCGGUCGAGGAAGCUGUAG